This is a messenger RNA of Exophiala spinifera, 1683 nucleotides long. RefSeq lists its product as uncharacterized. The record is from RefSeq and is a predicted model, not a curated record. NCBI's taxonomy places the organism in Eukaryota, Fungi, Ascomycota, Eurotiomycetes, Chaetothyriales, Herpotrichiellaceae. The transcript has a single exon. Bases 1 to 1683 code for a protein of 560 amino acids.
AUGGCACCGCCACUGUUGAGAUUCGUUCCCUCCCAGAGCCAUGGAACCGCCAGGAAAGAUCAGGCCGUUGAUUCAGCGAACAGAGCUCAUGCAGCACGUGCGGCCCACGCUAGGAGGCGGCAAGAGCGAAGGGAUGAGAUGAUAUCUCUCCAAGUUGCCUGGAAACAUCCGCGCGCUCAGAAGAGAACGAUAAGGCCUCUCCGUGUAAAGUGUGACGACCCCUUGAAGCCAAACGAUACAACCAACACAGAUUCUUCCGCCGGAGUCGACGCGACAGUCUCACUAUCAAAGAGCCAUCUCAUGUACAGGGGUAAUUCUGACCCUUUCUUCACUUUUCCAAUCAAGAUAACUCCAGAAGUGAACCAAGUACUUACUUUCAUGAGAGAUGGCUACUUCCCCAUGUUGUACGACAACCAGAAGCUCCAGAUGAAGAUUGACGCAAAAGGCCUCUCGACAGCAGGUGUCGGUAAUGGCGCCUGGAAGUUUGCAGUGACCCAGCUCUCCAACACAGGAAUUGCGCUCGCGUGUCUUGCAAGCUUUCUUGGUAACAUGACCACCAUGAUGUCCUGGUCUAAUAACCGUCGCUCGAUCCAGCUUGCGCAGACCUUCAUGGUAGAGAGUACGCGACUAGUCAAAGAUUUAUUGAGAGACAUAUCCGCGUCUCCGGCGGCGAGGCUGCCUCCAGCAGCGAUUAUUCACGUAUAUUUUUUGCACCGAGCGUGCACCACAGUCGGAGGGAAACAAUCAUCGGCUGUGUAUGGUGCUUUGCUCAACCGGCUGCUGGUCAGGGGCGUGCUGGAAGGGGCAGUCAGUUACACGCUGUUGUUUCAAGCCGGCUUGAAUGAUGUUGAUGCUGCCGCAAAAUACAUGCAUCGACCAUCUCUUGAAUAUACCUGGUUCGCUCGCUCGUGCAACAAAAUGUGGAUUGGGGCUAAGCCUGGCCUGGCUACGCUGCCUGGAGGUGUUCACGACGGCCUCCACAAACAGGUUCUUUGCGAGGAGCUACGUCAGGCCUUUGUCGUCUCGCGUCUCAUGAACGCAUAUGCGGAGGGAAAGGUGCACGAAAUUGCGCAAGAAAGAAGCCAAGAACAGAAACAAUUUUUCUUCUUGCUCCUGGGAACAGAGAGUGUUUGGGCUUUGGGUACGAGCAUGAGACUUUACUUCGACUUAAGAGACGAUGUGUACCUACACGAAGUCUUUACGCAGGUUCAAAGAAUGAUACAAGCGGCAUUGGCACUGACUCUGGUUUUCCAGUUACGAAGUAUGGCUUACGGGACCAAGAUCAAUGGACACGACCUCCGAGAUUAUUCCCCGGCAAUCAUGGCGGAAUUGCGAAGCAUCAUUACUGAAAUCCACGAAUGCGAUACUGAUACCGAAAGUGAGCUUGGUCAAUAUCGGGACGCCCACAUCUGGAUAUUGUUUAUGGGAGCUUUCUGGGAGCAACGGACUAACGAAGAACAUUCCAGCAGCGAAGGCUGGUUCCAGAACAAACUGGUAGACGCAGCUCUCUUGGCCGGUAUAUCCACAUGGGCGGAGCUGAAACCCCUCUUGAAGUCGUUCGCAUUUGCAGAUUGGGAUCAACCCGACGGUGCGAAUUGGUUCGAAUCAACCGUGCAAAACUUCGUCCUCCGUCGGUUUCAGACGUGGGAAGCAGAGUUAUCGCAUUCGACUCGGCCUCCGUAA